GAGCUGAGCGCCGAGGAGCAGCAGGUGAAUCAUUAACAGUUCCUAGUUUAUCACCGUCCCAACAGUAAAUAAACUGACAGAUACUGUAAGCGAAAAUGAUACUCUGUAUACCGGUUCCUCUUUCCAAAUUAAAAUAAUAUUAACAGCUCAGAGUGGACAAAAAGACGCCACCACGCCGCCGGAGCCUGGAUUUAGCAGGUCAGUUGCUGUGAGAGAGGGAACCUCAGAGUGGCAGCCAUGUUUUCGGCGGAGGAGAUUCUGUGCAACACGCAGCAGGUGAUCGCCGGGCUGGAGGCGCUGAGAGGAGAGAACCGCAGUCUGUUGGACAACCUGCAGGAGGCGCUGGAGAGCCGGGCGGCGCCUGAGAGCGGCAGCGUGGAGCAGGAGAAGAGCGGCAUCAUCCGCCAAUCACUGGAGAGGAUCGAGCUGGGGCUCAGCGAGGCACAGGUGAUGAUGGCGCUGUCGGCUCAUCUGGGCUCUCUGGAGGCGGAGAAACAGAAGCUGCGUGCUCAGGUGCGGCGCUUCUGUCAGGAGAACCAGUGGCUGAGGGACGAGCUGGCAGGAGCCCAGCAGCGCCUGCAGGACAGUGAGCAGGAGGUGGUGACCCUGGAGGAGCAGAACAGACACCUGCAGUUCAUGUCCUCCAUACGCAAGUACGACCUGGACGAGCCGCAGCUGGAUGACAAAGACGCGUCUUCAACCAAAGAGUCCCUGGAUGACCUCUUUCCUACUGAGGAUGAGGAGCAGUCACAGAUGUCCCAGCCUCACCACAGCAGUGCAGCGGCGGCAGCGCAGCAGGGGGGGUACGAGAUCCCCGCCCGGCUGCGCACCCUGCACAACCUGGUCAUCCAGUACGCCUCCCAGGGCCGCUACGAGGUCGCUGUGCCGCUCUGCAAACAGGCUCUGGAAGACCUAGAGAAGUCCUCAGGUCACACACACCCAGACGUAGCCACCAUGCUGAAUAUACUGGCGCUGGUGUACAGAGAUCAGAACAAAUACAAAGAAGCAGCCAACCUGCUGAACGAUGCGCUGGCCAUCAGAGAGAAAACUCUGGGGAUGGACCAUCCCGCUGUGGCAGCAACGCUCAACAACCUGGCAGUGCUUUAUGGGAAAAGAGGAAAAUACAAAGAAGCAGAGCCGCUGUGUAAAAGAGCUCUGGAGAUCAGAGAGAAAGUGUUGGGCACUGAUCACCCCGAUGUGGCCAAGCAGCUGAACAACCUGGCCCUGCUGUGUCAGAACCAGGGGAAGUACCAGGAGGUGGAGCAGUACUACGAGCGCGCUCUGCACAUCUACCAGAGCAAGCUGGGCCCAGACGACGCCAACGUGGCCAAGACCAAGAACAACCUGGCAUCGUGCUAUCUGAAGCAGGGGAAAUACAGACAAGCUGAGUCUCUGUACAAAGAGAUCCUGACCCGAGCACAUGAGAAGGAGUUUGGAUCUGUGGAAGGGGACGGUCGUCCCAGCUGGUCCGGGGCAGAGGACGGUGGGGCGGGACAGGACGGGCUCAGUAACCUGAGGCGCAGCGGAUCCUUCACCAAACUCAGAGAGUCGAUACGGAGGAGCAGCGAGAAGCUGGUCCGCAAGCUGAGAGGAGUCGGAAUAGAGGACAAUAUUCAGAGCAACGCUGGGAUGAAGAGAGCGAACUCUCUGAAUGUGCUGAAUGAUCGGGACCGAGAGAGUCAGGACGGGGCCCAGUCGAGCCGCUUGGCAGAUGUUCGAGGACUGAGCUCCAGCACACAGAGCCUGACGAGAAGAGGCUCACUGGGUGGUACCAGUUAACACACACACACACACACACACACACACACACACACACACACACACACACACACACACACACAC
Trematomus bernacchii (emerald rockcod) is the source of this 1842-nucleotide messenger RNA. It is a transcript of the gene klc3, whose product is annotated as kinesin light chain 3. The transcript is spliced from 14 exons. Gene Ontology annotation, cellular component: cytoplasm; membrane-bounded organelle; kinesin complex. Lineage: Eukaryota; Metazoa; Chordata; Actinopteri; Perciformes; Nototheniidae. The record is from RefSeq and is a predicted model, not a curated record. Gene Ontology annotation, molecular function: kinesin binding. Bases 238 to 1779 code for a protein of 513 amino acids. Gene Ontology annotation, biological process: axo-dendritic transport.